Messenger RNA from Pundamilia nyererei, 9885 nucleotides. RefSeq names its product microtubule associated monooxygenase, calponin and LIM domain containing 3a (gene mical3a). The coding region runs from base 731 to 8146 and encodes 2471 amino acids. NCBI's taxonomy places the organism in Eukaryota, Metazoa, Chordata, Actinopteri, Cichliformes, Cichlidae. Gene Ontology annotation, molecular function: FAD binding; protein binding. The transcript is spliced from 46 exons. The record is from RefSeq and is a predicted model, not a curated record.
GCAGUCGGUUCUGCCUACUGACCUUGGAGAAAACUGCGAGGGAGGUAGGCCGGGGAGGGAGGAGAGAAACAGGGAGAAGGAGGUAGCACACUGAGUUUCAGCACUGCAGAUCUUCCUGUCUGCCUUCAGCCGCUCUUUCUCUCAGUUUGCUGGUGAAAGACAAAAAGCAUUGAGAGGAGGGAGGAGGAGAAUUGUGAAAGGAGUCUUUUUACUGAUGAUGGACGAGGAUUUCUUUCUUUUUAACUAAUCUUUAAAGCUCCUGCGGCCUGGCUGAGGAUUCCUCCAAUCUGUGAACCGAUGGGCAUGUGACAUCACCCCCUCCGCCCCAUCUCUCCCUCCUUACAUCAGUGCAUCUGGCCAAUCAGUGCUCAAGGAGAUCCGGUCACAUGAGAAUCCCCCCCAGUCUUGGUUACCAUGACAACGAGCACUGGUCCAGGCAGCAUCUUGCUGUGGUGAGAAAAGAGGAGGUGGAGGGGGGAAGAAGGCAGGAGGAGAGGCAGAAAGAGAAGAGGAAAGGGAGGAAGGAAGAUAGAAAGACAACAAUUCCAUUCUGAGGAAUAGCUUUUGGAUCUUCAGCUUGUUCCUGUCUUCAUUCAGUACAAAUGAAGAUUCCUGAGGCUGGGAGUUAAAGCUCUCUAGCAGAGAGAGGGUUUUUCCAGAGCUGAGGCUGGACCCAGAAGCCCCUUUCUGGGGGUGAGGGGACCUCACAGCCCGGGAGUUAGUCUGGACCAUGGGAGAUGGAGGUGCCGGUGCGGCUGGAGGAGAUGGGGUGAAUCAGUCCCAUGUCCUGUUUGACAACUUUGUCCAGGCGACUACAUGUAAGGGCAUUCUCAAGGCCUUCCAGGAGCUAUGUGACCACCUGGAAGUAAAGCCCAGUGAUCACAGGAUCUUCUAUCACAAACUCAAGUCCAAACUCAACUACUGGAAGGCCAAGGCCCUCUGGGCCAAGCUAGACAAGAGGGCCAGCCACAAGGAGUACAAGAAGGGCCGUGCCUGUGCCAACACAAAGUGUCUGAUCAUUGGUGCGGGGCCAUGUGGCUUGCGUACAGCCAUCGAGCUCGCUUUCCUGGGGGCCAAAGUUGUGAUUCUGGAGAAGAGAGAUGCCUUUUCUAGAAACAAUGUGCUGCACCUCUGGCCCUUUACCAUCCAGGAUCUCAGGGGUCUCGGGGCCAAAAAGUUCUAUGGGAAGUUCUGUGCUGGUGCUAUCGAUCAUAUCAGUAUUCGGCAGCUUCAGCUUAUGCUUCUCAAAAUGGCACUCCUGCUGGGCAUCGAGAUCCAUGUGAACGUAGAGUUUAAAAGCCUUAUUGAGCCUCCUGAAGAUCAGGAAAGUGAAAGAAUUGGCUGGAGAGCUGAGAUCCACCCUAGGACACACCCCGUCAGCGAGCUGGAGUUUGAUGUCAUCAUUGGAGCAGAUGGAAGGAGAAACACGUUACCAGGGUUUCGGCGCAAGGAGUUCCGGGGAAAGCUCGCCAUCGCCAUCACUGCUAACUUCAUUAACAGGAACACAACGGCAGAGGCAAAAGUUGAAGAGAUCAGCGGCGUGGCCUUCAUCUUCAAUCAGAAGUUCUUUCAAGACCUCAGAGAAGCAACCGGCAUUGACCUGGAAAAUAUCGUCUAUUACAAGGAUGACACGCAUUACUUUGUGAUGACUGCCAAAAAACAGAGCCUGCUGGAGAAAGGAGUCAUUCUACAUGACUAUGCAGACACCGAGCUUUUGCUCUCCAGAGCCAACGUAGACCAGGCUGCCUUGCUGUCUUAUGCACGUGAAGCUGCAGAUUUUUCAACCAACCACCAGCUGCCCACACUGGACUUUGCCAUCAACCAUUACGGCCAGCCUGAUGUAGCAAUGUUUGACUUCACCUGCAUGUAUGCUUCAGAAAAUGCCGCCAUGGUGCGCCAACGCAAUGGGCACAAGCUGCUAGUGGCGCUUGUUGGCGACAGCCUGUUAGAGCCCUUCUGGCCCAUGGGGACUGGCAUAGCCCGAGGUUUCCUGGCAGCCAUGGACUCGGGCUGGAUGGUGAAGAGCUGGGCCCAAGGAAAAACCCCUCUUGAGGUGCUGGCUGAGAGGGAGAGCAUAUACCGCCUUCUGCCUCAGACCACACCAGAAAAUGUCAGUAAGAACUUCAGUCAGUACAGUGUGGAUCCUACGACUCGUUACCCCAACAUUAGCCUCAACUUCCUCAAACCUAGCCAAGUGCGGCACCUGUUUGACACAGGGGAGUGCAGGGAAGUUCGCAUCGAAAUCGAGAACGUGAUCAACUCAUCAACCCCCAAGUUGGCCAGGAAUGACAACUGCCUGCUUGACAAGCAGUUGCAAGAAUCCAUAGCUCGGUCCAGUAAGCUGCUCAACUGGUGCCAGAGGCAAACAGAGGGCUACAGGAAUGUUAAUGUGACAGACCUCACCAUGUCUUGGAAGAGCGGCCUGGCCCUUUGUGCCCUAAUUCACAGAUACAGGCCUGAUCUUAUUGACUUUGAUUCCCUGGAUGAACGAGACCAGGAGAAGAACAACCAGUUAGCUUUUGACGUGGCAGAAAGGGAAUUUGGCAUCUCACCAUGCAUGACGGGCAAGGAGAUGUCCUCUGUGGUGGAGCCAGACAAACUCUCUAUGGUCAUGUACCUCAGUCAGUUCUAUGAGAUGUUUAAGGACACAGUGCCACCUGGAGAUAACCAAAAUCUGAGUCCAGAAGAGAAGGCUGCGUUGAUAUCGAGCACAAAGUCUCCCAUAUCUUUCCUUAGCAAGCUGGGUCAGAGCAUAGCAAUCUCCAGAAAACGAAACCCCAAGGACAAAAAAGAGAAGGAUUUAGACGGGAAGAGAAGGAAAACCAGCCAGUCUGAAGAUGACGAGGUAUCGAGGACCAAUCGUGACGACCGGCCAUCUGUUCCUGCGAUCCUGUCGGAGAGAAAAAUGGAUUCUGCUGCUGUGGGGAACAACAACAAAGUGAAGGUCAUGGCCACCCAGCUGCUUGCUAAGUUUGAGGAGAAUGCUCCCACUCAGCCUACAGGACUCAAACGACAGGCCAGAAGUGGCGCAGACCAGCUGUACAGCUCGGGCUCUCGGAGCUGCCCAAAGAAAACCAUUCUGCUCCCUUCUUCCUCCUCCACUUCCUCGCUCUCUCUCCACUCAGAGCAUGAAAGUAAAAGUCUGGAAGAAGAGGAACUUGAAUACUAUGAAAGGCCUCUGGCACACGGGGAGUGGAUGCCACUGCACCCAACUGACCCAGGACCCAUUCGCAUACCUGGUAUACAGGAGAGGGCUGAGCGCUUAAUCUCCAGGUUUAAAGGCAAACCCGAUAAACUACCAAAGCCUAAGAAAAAGCCGUCCCGUUUCUUUUUAGAGCAGUGGUACAUGUCCCGAGGCCUGACUGGGGCUCCUGGUUCACCACUCUCCUCUCUUGACUCUGCCAGAAAGAAGCCAGCAAAGCCUCUGGACUCUGAUGGCCAAAUGCCCUUGUGUGUGCUUAGUAUUCAGGAGAGGGCUGAUCAACUUGCUUUACAAUUUGAGGGCAAGCCAGUCAAACAACAGCCUAAGAAAAAGCCAUCACGCUUUUUUAUGGAACAGUGGCGCCUGGCCAGCCCCCAGAGUCCCCCUGAUUCUCCCCCCACCACGUCUGACACCUUGAGACAGCAGUAUGUAAGGAUGUACACAGGGGGCGUUAGCUCAUUGACCGAGCAGAUAGCCAGUCAGCUUCAGUCUCCCAAGCCCACACAUGUACCUGAAAAGAGGGAUUUGGGCUCGCUCAGGAAAGAAUUCCCUGUCAACAUCGGAGGCAGCGAUGUUUGUUUCUUCUGCCGAAAACGCGUGUACGUGAUGGAAAGGCUGAGUGCCGAGGGGAAGUUCUUCCAUCGCAGCUGUUUCAAGUGCGACUACUGCGGCACGACUCUACGACUGUCCUCUUAUGCGUUUGACGUCGAGGACGGAAAAUUUUACUGCAAGCCCCACUACUGUUACCGCCUGUCUGGGUAUGCUCAGAGGAAGAGGCCUGCUCCCUCUGCUGCUCCAGUCACAGCCAAGGAGAAUCAGACCCCCCAAAUACCUACUACGACCGUGGAUGCCCCUGGAAGGGCGAUGGCAGCAGCUGCCCCCUCGGCUGACCUCCAACCCUCAGUGCUGGAAGUGAACGGCCUGCAGGAACCGAGCCUAGCUAAACGCCUGAAGGGAACUCCAGAACGCAUUGAGCUGGAGAACUACCGUCUGUCCCUGCAGAGGGAGGAGGAGCUGGAGGAGGUGCCUGAGGAGACGCUGGCGGAGCACAAUCUGAGCAGUGUGCUGGACAAGGCCACAGAUGCUGACCUGGGUUCUAGUAGCUCAGAGUCAGACAUGGAAGAGGAGGACGAGCAGGAGGAUCAAGAAGAGGCGGAGGAGCAGCCUCCCAGCCCGUCAGACCUCGGCGGCGUUCCGUGGAAGGAGGCGGUAGAGCUCCACGCCAAGCUGAGGGGCGAUCACUGCGAGGAGGGAGAGGGUGAAGCUUUGGCUGACACAGGCAGCAGAGAUGGGGAAGUAGAUGAAGAGGACGAGGAGGAGGAGGAUGAAAAUGAGGCCGAAGAAGAUGAGGAGUCGAGCGAAGAGGGGGAUUACUGGCCCUGGGAUAGAGAACUCCAGUCAGGCCUUUGGCUGGAGAAGUACCUUACAGACGAAGAGGAUGUUGGUACAUUUAAAGCGAGGAGUCUCCACAUCCAACAAGUCCUGCAGCCUGUGGAUCCCAGCGCCAUUCCAGGUUUGAGAGCACAUCUGGAGUCUGAGGGAGACAAGGAUGAUGGCCAGCUGGCCUCAGCCUCCCAACUCUCCCAGCCCUCUGAGCUCACGCAGCCCUCCUCUGCAGCCCCUGCCCACACGUCCGCCCGACACGAGGCAGUGAGAGUCUGGUUGGAGUCCCUGUCUGGAGAGCCCUGCGAAGAUGAAGUACUCGAAGCCGAAGCAGACGGUCCAGAUAUGGAGCCUGGCACAGAGAUGGAUCAGGAUGACAUCCCUUCGGAUGCGGAAGCUGAGGCUCGUUUGCACCAGUCGGAGCACGAUGAAGCGCUUCCCGAGGAAGACAAGAAAUCGGAAAGCUUGGCAACAGCUUCCAGUAUGGAACCAUCCAGCAUCGGCCUGCUGCAGAAGGACGAUAUCGUUCUUUUUCCGCUUAAACCAUCCCCAGAACCUGAAACCCAGAUAAGUCCCGUAAAAUCUCCUGGUCUCCGCUUUUUUCCUGAUCCUUUCAUACCUGAGGAAACAAAGCCAGAAAAGAUGACUCCAUCUCCAACUUCCAGGAGCCCGCUGUGCCCUUCACCUGCUCCUGUCCAGCAGUUGUCUCCUGUUCCCUCACCUACUAAUGCUGCUGCUUCUACACCAGUUAAAACCCCAACUUCUGCUUCAUCUCCUCCUCUUUCACCCACUAAACCACCUGCUGCCUCUCCACUACAGCCACCCAGUGAGUCACCUCUCAAGUCACCAGUGAGCUCACCAAUUUGCUCCCAGCCUACACCCCUGCCCGAAACUGAAGGACCUAAAUCUCCCGUCUUUCCUCACCGCUCCAUUUGCCCUCUCACAGGAAACCCCCUCUCCCCGAUCUGUGCCCAGCCGCUGCCCUGCCAUGAACCCUCAUCACCCCUCACCUCUGAUUCUCCCGUCAGAACUCAGCCCGUCCCUGCAGUCACUUCAACGCCCUUGGCUAAAACCAACACGGCCACGCCAGAGCCUUCAAAUUCCUCAACAGAAGAGACGCCGUCUAAAAAGACGGAUAUCAUUGAGGAGUUCUGGUUGAAGAGUGCUGAGAUAAGAAAGAGCCUCGGUCUGACUCCUUUGGACCGCAGUAGUAAAAUCUUAGAAAGGAGUGUUGUUGAGACUCCACCUCAGGACUCCAACUUCGCUAAGACACAAACGGCAGACGUGUCCAGGGAACAGAAGCCUGCCUUCACUGGCCGGGCUGUCAUUCGCAGACUCAACAUCACUCUCGAGGGUCAGGUCAUUACUCCUAUCGCUCCUGUUGAGCCCAAGAGCGAUGGCUCUGAUAAAAGAGACAUCAGCAGCAGCUCAGGCUUGGGCUUGAAUGGAAGUGUGGCCACAAGCCAGACGGUAAACAGUGACGGCUAUAACACGUCCGACUCGGCUAUGCUGACACCACCUUCCAGUCCGCCACCACCCGUGCCUGCUAAUCAGUCUCCAGCCGUGCUCAGGCAGCAGAGACACCAGGUGUCCUGGACCAACGGAACAGAAAAACUUCCAUCUGAGCAUGCCAAAGAGCCAGCAAAAGCCACUACCCCUGUUCCUGCACCCAGGACCCAGCUGAGCCCCGUAUCUGUGCCCAAACCAGCACCCAGGAAGGUCUCCUCACCUCAGGCAGCUCCAGAAACAACCCCGGUGGUCGUGAUGAGGGAGAAGAAGAGGGAGAAGCCACGGCCGCAGGAGACGAGGAAGUCAUUUGUGGAGACGGUGGAGGAGAUUCCUUUUGCUGACGAUGUGGAGGAGAGCUACGACGACCGGACACCAGACACAAGCAUGAACAGGUAUUACACUCCGCCCACGAGCAAGCCGAGCAGGGAAAAACCUCCCCUUCAUCUGGCACUAGCAAUGGAAAAUGGUAAACCCAAUAUCCCAGUCAACCCAGUCUCUAAGACCCAGAGGGCAACUCAGUUCUCUCCAGAAGCCAGGGAGAUUGCAGAGGAGAGGAUAAGGGCCAGAGAAAAAUCUGUCAAGAGCCCGGCUCUAAAAGAAGCUAUGGCCAAACAGUUGAGCAAAAUGAAAGAGUCCGAUGGGGAAAAGGGCGCCUCACCUAAAGUGGCCUGGAAUGUAACACCAGACACUGUUGGAAAAAGUAAAAAGUCAGCUGCAUCUCCAAAGACAUCAGCUGUGAAAGCUUUAGAGUCAAAGAAGUCCGAGGCCCUGUCCGAGCGUUUCUUUAGCAGUAACAAGAGCCUGGACAGCUCGGUGGCUUCGUCAGACGGCUCCUCUACAAGUAAAAGUAAGAAACGAAGCUCCCUCUUCUCCCCGCGGAAAAACAAGAAGGAGAAAAAAGCCAAGAACGACAGCAGCAGGCUCUCGGGCGCAGAUGAGACGCCUCCAAAACACAAGUCUCUGUGGAAGGCUGUCUUCUCAGGGUACAAGAAGGACAAGAAGAAGAAGGAUGAUAAGUCGUGCCCGAGUACACCGUCGUCCAGCUCCACUACUCAGGACUCUGGGAAGAGAAGGACAUCACCUCCUGGGAGAUCUUCGGUAGACUUGAAAACGCGUAGAAACCUGAGUUUCUCUGAAGAUUCCGACCUGUCCUGUGACGAUGUUCUGGAGAGAUCCUCCCAGAAGUCCAAAGCAGAUAGGCAUGUGGACAUCUUUGACCUAGUAUCAGGCAUGCAGAAGGAGGCAAUAAAGGAAGAGACACUGGAAAAGGAGAGGAGGAGGGAGUUGAAGGAAAAAAGGGGGGUGAAAGAGAGGCAUAAAAAAAGGGGACAGGAGAAGGAGGUUAAGCGAGAAAUGGAGAAAGACGACGAGGAGUCUGUUUAUGUCCCUCACGCACUGGCGUUCAAGAGAUCGUAUGCCACAAAGAAAACCUACACGGAGGAAGAGCUUAAUGCCAAGCUGACGCGUCGAGUCCAAAAAGCUGCACGACGACAGGCCAAGCAGGAGGAACUGAAGCGGCUCCACAGAGCCCAGAUCAUCCAGAGGCAGUUGGAGCAGGUGGAGGAGAAGCAGAGGCAGCUGGAAGAGAGGGGCGUAGCUGUGGAGAAAGCUUUGAGAGGAGAAGCAGUUGAGCCCUUUGUGGGGAUGCCUCGCCGAAGACCGCUCUCCUUCUGCCCCUGCUGUUCCCCUGAAGGUAUGGGUAAGAAAGACGAUCCUAAACUAAUGCAAGAGUGGUUCAAGCUGGUGCAGGAGAAAAAUGCCCUAGUCCGCUACGAGUCCGAACUCAUGAUAUUUGCCAGAGAGUUGGAGCUGGAGGACAGACAGAGCCGACUGCAGCAGGAACUCAGGGAACGGAUGGCCAUGGAAGACCACCUGAAAUCUGAGAAGGAACUGGCUGAGGAGAAGCAGAUCCUGAAUGAGAUGUUGGAAGUGGUGGAGCAACGAGAUGCCCUGGUUGCUCUCCUGGAGGAGCAGAGACUUCGAGAGAAGGAGGAAGACAAGGACCUGGAGGCUGUUAUGCUCUCUAAAGGCUUUAACCUCAACUGGGCUUGAUGUGAGGGGAAUCAUUUCAAGUUUUCGACUGCUCGUAGGUGCUCUCAGUCUCACGUGGGCGUCUUUGAUGUGGAUAUAUCUGCUGAACUUUGACACAGGCAUUUGGCCUAAAACUGUCACACCUAGAGCAGCGAAUGUGUGAAGAACCCCAACAACAUAAUAUGUACACUACGGCUGCCUGUGAUGUUGGAGCAGUCUGCAGCGUUUACAUAUCCCCUGCCCAAAGGCAGUACAUGUUAAUCACUUUGCAGUUAUGCUUGCUGUCUCAGUCUGUGGGUGGAGACGUGGUGUGUAUAUUCACAACUUUAACAUCUCAACCUUGAAAAUUGUGGCGGGGGGUUAGGAGAGCGUUUAAAGACUUUGUUCUCCACUAUUUAAAGGGAAGAAUGAGGAUUGGUCCUGCUGAUGUACAGGAAUUGUAAAAACAAAAAUGGGAGGGGGUAUAAUCGAGUCCCAUUUUCAGUAGAUGAGGGUCCUCGGUCUUAGUGCUGCAGAGGUGUGUUUUAAAUGUCAGAGCAAGGUCUCCUAGCUCGCUCUUUUCAGUCCGACUGUAGAACGGACUCUGCUGAAGCUGCCUUUUUUCUCCCUAGUGACAAACUCACAUCAGCAUCCUUCAGAAACCACAAAUGCAUCAUAAAACGCUCCAGGGUUGUUGUUGUUUUCUUUCCUUUCCCCCUGCAGAGUCUGUCACCACUAUGAAUCCAUUAAAUAUGUUCAUGUUUAUGUAUUUAUUAUCAUGUUUUGCUUUUAACAGUUUAAAAAAAUGGUUUUGUUUUAAUUUUAUUUGUAUUCACAGGAGAGUGCCCAGAAUCUCAUUAUCUCGCAUAUCUCUUUUGUAUCUCGCAUACAUGCCGCUGCAUGUCAGGAAUUAUGGCUUCAGGCACAUAGAAGACUUGGAUGCAAAUAUUUAAGCAUUUCACAUGAGUUGAUGAUGAUGAUGGGCCUCUCUGUGAGCUCUCAUUGGCUGUGUAUCACACUGACCGUUAACGUUUACAAGUAUUUGUUCACAUUUUGGUUCCUGCUUUGUUAAACAGUAGAAACAAUCCUCGGGAUAGACUGUAUUAACAAUGGGAUGUUACUAACGACCUGAUGUUACUGUUGUUAGUAUGGGAGGACUUACUGUGGGGAAGAGAGAACACUACACAACUAUAUACUGCAGUGUUAAUACUUUAGCUUUGAAAAAGAUGCCUUUUCAUUUCCAUUCUAUAAACGUAAGUUUUUUUUCUUGUUUAGAUUUUUUUGAGGUAUCCAAUAAUCACAUCUGUGUGUUCCACUGGAGCUCUUUUUUUAAAACAACACUUUUCUACAGCAGGUCCCCAAACUACACAUAAAUGGGACCCUAAAGAACUGCACAAGCUGCAUUGAAUGAGAAUAUUGGUUUGGUUUAUCCGUUGGACAUCCUCGGCGGACUAGUAGGCCUCUUUGCCAACUGUACAAAUCCAGGUGGGCACUGUUUUACAGUGUAGAAAUGUCAGAGGCUAUAUUUAUGACUUGUUUGGAGCUGUGAAUAUUACACAAUUUUAUGGGCUGUUGUUUUAGAUUGUGUGUUCCAAGGUUGACAUGAUUGUAUUGAUAUUUAUUAACCUGUGCAAAUUGUAUCAUAUGUAAAGAAAGUGAAUCCUAAUUUUUAAAACUACUCUGUCGACAAACGACUUGUAAUGUAAAUGCUUCAUGUAGCUAAAAUUCAUAGGGGUGUUGGAUGUAUGCUGAAGACGGCAAUAAACGAUGCAGUUCUUUUA